CUAUCGAUUAUCCUCCAAGCACUUUAUGAUACAAGUACACUUUUUUACGCAACUUUCCCCCAUCGCAUUUUCCUCUUUUCUUUUCUUUUAAUUUUUGGGCAGUAGAAGAUAAAUGUUGACAGGUAGCAGGUAAUCAAAAUUGGUCAAGUAAUCCACGAAGAGUCAACCGAGAUUAAUAACGACGCCGUAAGAAGGAAGGUAAGUACAUUGUUUACGUAAAGGAAGAAGAGGAAAAAACACCCGUAAAAAUAUCAGCCGGUCAACCUCUUUUUUGAAGUUUGGUUGUACUCUUCCGAUCCUGUUUCCUGCCCCUCUUAAAUGAUCGUGCCAAACCCGCCACCAUUUUGAGCCAACAACAUUAUUUCAGCAUCUCCGAAUCUCUUUAAAGAAUCUCCCCUCCAAUUCCCAAUUCUGUAUUUUUUUUUCUUUUUUUUUUUCGUUCUGAAAAAAACACUCUUGAUUUUUACGAACUAAUAUAUAGUAAUUAUCAUCCCAUUGGAACCAUCGAGCGACCAAUUUCAUUCUUGAAUAUACCUCCAUCUCGAGAAAUCCCUUUCCAAGGUUUCCGGCUGAGAUCGGUCUUGCAUUUCAGUAGAGAAUGGGAAGGGGAGAAAGGAGGUUUUCAGAAUCUGGAUUUGGUUGCGAAUCAAAUGAGAUUGAUGAGGCGGUGUGUUUUUCGCCGAAAGAAGGAAAAGGAAAGAGGUUGUGGAAGAAGGUGAAGUACCAACUGGUAGAAUAUCACUCUUUGCCUGGCUAUUUGAAGGACAAUGAGUACAUUCUUGGGCAUUACAGGUCUGAAUGGCCUCUCAAGCACACAUUGCUCAGCAUUUUCACCAUUCACAAUGAGACCCUCAACGUUUGGACGCACUUAAUAGGGUUCUUCCUAUUCCUUUCCCUCACCAUUUAUACAGCAGUGAAGAUACCUCAGGUUGUGGACUUGAAUACUUUACAACAUCUUCCUGAUGUGUUAAGGAAAGCUGACCUGCACAAAUUGCAAGAAGAUAUUUUGCCUUGUUUGCCUUCCCUGCCACACAUGCCUGAUGUGAAAAGAUUUAGAAAUGAAUUGAAGACCUCAUUGGCUUACAUGGACUUUUUGUCAUCUCCUUCGAAUUGGCAUAUUGUAGAACUCCUUAGUAACUGUUUACCUGAACGGUUCUCCCAUAGCAAUCACACUGAUGUGUGUGUUCUGCGUAGCGUGAAGGAAGAUCUGGCCAACAUAAUAGCCCCAUUACUGGUUAGACCGAUAACGCGCUGGCCAUUCUUUGCAUUCAUGGGCGGUGCCAUGUUUUGUUUGCUGGCAAGCAGUGCAUGCCAUUUACUCUCAUGCCACUCAGAACGAGUAUCAUACAUCAUGCUUAGGCUUGAUUACGCUGGAAUUGCUGCUUUGAUCUCAACUUCCUUUUAUCCUCCAGUUUACUAUUCAUUCAUGUGCUAUCCUAUGUUCUGUAACUUCUACAUGGGUUUCAUUACUGUUCUCGGAAUUGGGACAAUAAUGGUUUCUCUUCUACCAACAUUUCAAACUCCAGAAUACCGCAACAUCCGAGCAGGGCUCUUCUUUGGCAUGGGUGUGUCCGGGGCUGCACCAAUAUUGCACAAGCUAAUCCUCUUUUGGCACCAGCCAGAGGCACUUCACACUACAGGUUACGAGCUUCUAAUGGGAGCUUUUUAUGGUAUUGGAGCGCUCGUCUACGCAGCGAGAGUCCCUGAGAGGUGGAUGCCUGGAAAAUUUGAUAUUGCUGGUCACAGCCAUCAACUUUUCCAUAUUCUUGUUGUUGCCGGAGCAUAUACUCAUUACCGAGCAGGGCUUAUUUAUCUCCGGUGGAGAGAUUUACAGGGUUGUUGAUUGGUACAGACUAUGGACUACAGGAUGGGUGGGUGGGUGUCUGUGUCUCAGAUGAAUCGAUGUAGUUAUGGUGUAAAUAAUUGCAGGGACUUGAUUAUUAUGAUGUGCUCAUUAUAUAAUUGAGCCAAUAAUUCUACUGUUCAAUGCUGAUAUCGUAUGGCAGUCCUCUUUUUGGAUGCUAGAUCUAUUGAAUGAAAUGGCCGAAUGACUAUUUCUCCAGAUUUGUAGCAUUUUCAGAAGCAUAUACUGUGAAGCAUCCUGUAUUUUAGAAGCAUAUUGCACGGUUGCAUUUUAUGCCUCA
Messenger RNA from Oldenlandia corymbosa var. corymbosa, 2144 nucleotides. The record is from the annotation of a GenBank genome assembly. NCBI's taxonomy places the organism in Eukaryota, Viridiplantae, Streptophyta, Magnoliopsida, Gentianales, Rubiaceae.